AUGUCACUGAGUGGUGGCCUUUGGCCCCUGUUGCUUCUUUGGGUCUCACCUGGGUUGUUAGCUAAGGAGGUUCAGCCCAGUGAAUAUGACUAUGUAGGCUUUCAGCCGGAGAUGGUUCGGCAUUAUCAAAGUGGAAGGUUCUAUUCAAGGACACCUCAAUGCGUGGACAUUCCUCAAGAUCUUGCACUGUGCCAUGGCGUGGGCUACAACAAGAUGGUGCUGCCCAAUCUUCUGGACCAUGAAAGUAUGGUGGAAGUGAAGUACCAAGCCAGCAGUUGGGUUCCCUUGCUAAGCAAAAACUGCCACCCAGGCACCCAAGUGUUCUUGUGUUCACUCUUUGCCCCAGUGUGCCUGGAACAGCCGCUCUACCCAUGCCGAUGGCUCUGCGAAGAGGUGAGAGAUGCUUGUGAGCCAGUCAUGCAGUAUUUUGGCUUUUCUUGGCCAGAAAUGCUUCGCUGUGAGCAGUUUCGGAGGGAGGAUGUCUGCAUAGCCUCACCAAAUGCCACCCAGGCCCCACGUCCUCGUAGUAAGUAUCACCUGCCAAGCUUGUACCCUACUGCUGCAUCUGGGCGCACUUAUAUUCUCUUUGUUGUGUAUUUAAUGUAG
Staurois parvus is the source of this 606-nucleotide messenger RNA. The record is from the annotation of a GenBank genome assembly. NCBI's taxonomy places the organism in Eukaryota, Metazoa, Chordata, Amphibia, Anura, Ranidae.